Messenger RNA from Bombyx mori (domestic silkworm), 2437 nucleotides. RefSeq names its product cyclin dependent kinase 7 (gene Cdk7). Gene Ontology annotation, molecular function: cyclin-dependent protein serine/threonine kinase activity; ATP binding; RNA polymerase II CTD heptapeptide repeat kinase activity. The coding region runs from base 396 to 1412 and encodes 338 amino acids. Gene Ontology annotation, cellular component: transcription factor TFIIH holo complex; transcription factor TFIIK complex; nucleus. Lineage: Eukaryota; Metazoa; Arthropoda; Insecta; Lepidoptera; Bombycidae. Gene Ontology annotation, biological process: protein phosphorylation; positive regulation of transcription by RNA polymerase II. The transcript has 8 exons. The record is from RefSeq and is a predicted model, not a curated record.
CACUUUAAGGUUCUCAAGUUAGGAAAUGGGGAACAGCUAGGUUAGAUAAGUGUAUAAUAUUAAAUCCAUCAAAUUCUUAAUAGACAUACCAUAUACAGAUAUGUACUUUCAAAUGUAAUCAAAGAAUCGUUUGUUUUGGUUUUUUUACAUUACAUUUCGAUAUCAUGAUAAUAAACUAAAGACCUAAAUGGAAAUGUUGACCUACAAUGUACAUUUUAAGAUAAUAAUUAGAUUAAAUUCUACCUAAAAUCAUCAGUAACCGUUUGUUUAAGUAUUGUUCGCAGCUGUAGGCAUUUUACUGAAAUAAUGAUAUUUUAAAAUACGUAGGGUGUGGUAAACAAUGAAUAAUUUUGCUUUUAAAAUUGUAUGAACGUGGAAUUAAUAAUUAUUUGAUCAUGGAAGAACCAACUUUACGAUAUGAAAAAAUUGACUUUUUGGGCGAAGGACAGUUUGCAACUGUGUACAAAGCAAAGGAUGCAAAAACAGACAAAAUUGUUGCUGUGAAGAAAAUUAAGAUAGGAUCACGUCUCGAAGCUCAAGACGGAAUUAAUAGAACUGCUCUUAGAGAAAUUAAACUGUUACAGGAACUGCAGCAUAUAAAUCUAAUUGGAUUAUUGGAUGUAUUCGGACAGAAAUCAAAUGUGUCGCUGGUGUUUGACUUUAUGGAUACAGACUUAGAAAUAAUAAUAAAGGACAAUACUAUUGUACUUACCCCAGCUAAUGUUAAGGCAUACAUGAUAAUGACUUUGAAAGGCUUAGAAUAUUUACAUCAGAAUUGGAUAUUACACAGGGACUUAAAACCUAAUAAUUUGCUAAUAAAUAGAGAAGGUAUUUUGAAAAUUGGUGACUUUGGUUUAGCCAAGGCUUUUGGAUCACCGACAAGAAUAAACACACAUCAAGUUGUUACGAGAUGGUAUAGAGCUCCAGAACUACUAUUUGGAGCGAGGCAGUAUGGAACGGGUGUGGAUAUGUGGGCUGUUGGAUGUAUUUUAGCAGAAUUGCUUUUAAGAGUUCCAUUUUUACCUGGCGAAUCAGACUUAGAUCAGCUCUCUAGGAUAUUCCAAGUGUUCGGAACACCAACAGAAGAAAACUGGCCUGGUAUGAAGACUCUCACAGAUUAUGUGCAAUUCAAGCUGUUUCCCGCUCAAGAACUACGGCAUAUAUUCAGUGCGGCGUCUGAAGAUCUUAUAUUUUUAUUGGAGAGCCUUUUAGCUCUGUACCCGCCAAAUCGAUGUGAUUGCACGCAGGCCUUGCAAAUGGCGUAUUUUAGUAGUAAACCGGCGCCAUCGGUCGGCCCUAAGUUACCGAUGCCUUCGAAUAUUUCAAAACUAGAGGUGGAAAAGCCGUCUUUGAAAAGAAAACUCCUGGACAACAUUGAUGGAGGCUCACUAGCGAAAAGACUACAAUUUUAAUGUUAUUCCAAUUUAGUACAAUAAUUUAAGUGCAAUUUAGACAAAUAAAAGAUGUAUGGUUGACUUUGUCAUAAUUGAACCACUUGGAAUGUUUUAUUAAAAGGUUGUCGUUGACUAAGAGUAAAAAAGUUGACUGAUCUUUUUAAAAAUAUAAUAAUUAAUAAUAGCGACGAUCCCUACGUAUAAAGCGAUAUAAUAACAAAACAAAUUUUAGUGUUUUAUAAGAACGCUAUAAAGAUGCAUUUAAUAUAAAUUAUAUAUAAUAAAGUAUAUAUAUCUUUUUUUUUUAUGUUUCAAUAUACAACUUGUUAAAACGUUUUAGCGGGAUAUUUUUCAACAAACAAAUUUCUCAAAAAUUUCUCACCUACGUGGUACGCCGCGUAAAGUAAUGUAAAAUAAUAUCAAUUAAGUUGAAGUGUGCAUUUGCCGUGAAUGCAAGUAUUUGGCAACCUUACAAGAUAAUUAAAUUUUACAAAUAUUAAGUUCCAAGUUCUUACGAUACGUGCGUUCUACGUAACGUUGGAGCGCAUUUAAAUACAUUUUGGUAAGAUUAAUAAAGCUCACCGACUGAUGUUCUCUUAUAAUUUGCAUUAUUUUAAACACAUCUUUAAACAUUUUAGAGUCGUCGGUGAGCUAAUUAUACUGAAUACUGUAAAUAGCCUUGUAGACUAACAAUGGAGCAAGUCUGAUAUUUUUAAAUGAAUUAGUUGAAUACAAGUCACGUUGUCGAAUAAAUUUGACAAGUUAAAUAAUACUUUAAUAUAAUACAUUAAUUUCGAAGUUAAUAAAAAAUACAUUUUUAUAUAAAACAAUUUUGUGAAUAUGACAUUGAAGGAAACAUGGGUAAAGCUUGAAGCUUUAUUAAAAAUAAUUAUUUAAAAAGUCAAAUGAAACAUUUUUUUGACAUUUUAAAAGUAUUCGUUAUCAUUAAAAAAAAUUAGAACAGUUGUUUUAAUGUAACACAACUAAGAGUUAAAUGUUGGAGCAUCGACUUUUAAGUUAUAAAAUAUAUAUCAUUGAUAUUU